UCCUAUUCGUGCCUACCUACUUCGUAUAAACUGGUCUCUCAAGCUCCCUCAGCGCAUAACUUCAAGUUCGACAACGCAGAAAAGGAAACCAGAAGAACGGUUGCUGUUUAAGUUUAACAUUUAGCCAUUCAGCAGUUGCAGUUAUCCAUUCACAGUAUUCUUAUGUUAUUUGUGCGCGCUCAGUUUUCAAACGACAGUGGAUAGGACUCCCUGAAGAUAAAACGCUCAGUGUUUUUUUUUUUUAAUGCGAUAUGGAAGUUACCGGACGUUCAGCCUUGUUUUGGUUAUUUUUGUUGAUAUCCGUACCAAGUUUUCACUGUGCGAAAAAUGUGACAAUACAAAAAUGCUGUUCGCUGAAAGAAACUCUGGACAAAAACAGUUCUUGUUUGAGUACAUCCCGCAAUGAGUGGAACUUAAAAGUCUACAGUCCGGUCAAAAAGAUUUUCCUGCCUAAACAUACGAUACCGCCAAAUUGGCAUUUCAAGUACAAUUCAAGACCAGAUUGCCCUGAACCUAUUGUUAUUGGCAAGGGUGACGGUGAUUACAUUGGUUUUUUGAACGGUUCUCUUUUUGUGGUACUGUUUGGGACCUUCGUGCAUCCAGCUGAUUACUGCAUUGAUUACAAUGCUGUUGAAUUGUGCAUGUCGAAGAAACCAUCAGAAAUCAAGAAAUGUUGUGGAAGCAAUGCCACUUUUUCUAUUGAAAAACACGGAUGUAAGAUUGGAGCUGAUCCAUCUUUAUUGGUUGAUGUUAUCAAAGGAGAAAAACUGAGCACGGGUUACCCUAGUUGCAAAGGAUCUGAUGAGAUUGCAAUAGUUCGUACUUUAUUCAAUGUCAGCAAUUUUUAUACUAACGGUAGUUUGUGGGUGCCUGAACAUCAAACUCUCCUGCCUCCAUCACGAUAUUGCUUGGAACACAUAUUAGAACAUACAGACAAGACACCAGGUAUCAUAGGCUGCAGGGAGGAUUUAUUUCUAGAAAAAGCUGACGACGUGAGGUUUAUAUUUUAUCCUAUUGGACUAGCAUUGAGUACGGUCUUUCUGGCUGCUACUCUUGCUUGUGGAUUUCUUCUACCUGCCUCACAUCACGUGCUUCAUUGGAGAUGCCAAACAAAUUAUGUUUUUUGUCUCCUCAUCAGCUUCACUGUACUUUGUGUGGUUCAACUACAGAGCAAGAUAAAUUCUAACUUGUGUAUCAUUUUUGCUGUGACAAUACAUUUUUUCACCCUCUCCGCAUUCUUCUGGCUGAACACAAUGUGUUUCAACAUCUGGUGGACUUUCAGGGAUCUGCGUCCACAAAGUAUUGAAAAAAGCCAAGAAAGAUGCAGGCUGAGACUUUAUAAACUUUAUGCUUGGGGUAUUCCUUUUGUUAUUGCUGGAAUUGGAGUUAUACUGGAUUCACUACCUGACAAUGAUUUAAUAAAACCUAGGUUUGGCGAGAAUGCUUGCUGGUUUGGAAGCGUAAAGGAGAAACUUCCUUUUUUCAACGCUCCCAUAGGACUACUCUUGACGAUAAAUCUGAUUUUGUUUAUAUUAACUGCAAAGGAACUCACUUGUGGUUUAUGGAAAAGGGAAUUAGUUAAGUCAACAACAGAAAGGGCUGCUUUGGGAAGAAUCUGUAUGAAACUUGUGAUAGUAAUGGGUGUAACAUGGAUAACAGAUGUUCUCUCAGAUGCAUUGGGCGGUCCUCAAGAGAUGUGGUACAUAUCGGAUAUUUUCAACAGUCUUCAAGGUGUUUUCAUCUUUAUAGUGAUUGGGUGUCAACCACAGGUGCUGAGUGCUGUUAAAAGACUGUGGUGCUUCAGAGACCAUCACGAGAAUGGCACUGCUGGAACUUCAAACCACCAUUCUUCCACGUUUCAAGGAUUACAAUCUUCAGGAGACACAGUAACCAAUAGCAUCACGAAUACAACAACCAAAUCAAUUCCUGUAGAAACCAUUUGUUGAGGCUGAAUAUGUGAAUCAUAUAUUUAUUUAUUUAUUGUUAUUUAUAUUUUUAGUAUUAUUAAUUUCGUUUAUGACUGCAAGAAAUUUUUGUUCCUAAUGGGACAUGUUCGAAAUUUGUGAAAUGAACCUAUUGUGUUCGAAACUGAAUUUAGUGAUAUCUGCUCUGUGAAUGUAUAUUAUACUGCUAUUUUUAGAGUAUUAACGAUUUUAUUUUAUUUAUUUGUAUAAAAAAUCGUCAAAAGUCAUGGAAUGAAGAUGUUACCAACUCAGUUAAUGUAUUUUAUAUAAUAAUUGAUUUGUGGAAGAAGUGGAGGGUUAGACAAAUCAAAUUGAACCGAGAUAUCUGACGUAAUUAAUGUAUAAAAUUGAAUUUAAGUUGUCAAUUCGUAAUAAAUCAUUUCUGAAU
This is a messenger RNA of Harmonia axyridis, 2352 nucleotides long. Its product is annotated as probable G-protein coupled receptor Mth-like 1. The transcript has 7 exons. The coding region runs from base 252 to 1946 and encodes 564 amino acids. Gene Ontology annotation, biological process: G protein-coupled receptor signaling pathway; cell surface receptor signaling pathway. NCBI's taxonomy places the organism in Eukaryota, Metazoa, Arthropoda, Insecta, Coleoptera, Coccinellidae. Gene Ontology annotation, molecular function: G protein-coupled receptor activity. Gene Ontology annotation, cellular component: membrane. The record is from RefSeq and is a predicted model, not a curated record.